Molecule: messenger RNA, 2724 nt
Organism: Malus domestica (apple)
Lineage: Eukaryota; Viridiplantae; Streptophyta; Magnoliopsida; Rosales; Rosaceae
Product: probable disease resistance protein At5g63020
Molecular function (GO): protein binding; ADP binding
Source: RefSeq, a predicted model, not a curated record
AUGGGGAACAUGUUCUCAGUCUCCAUACCUUGCGAUCACACGGCUAACUUCUGCUGCUGGGGUUUCCUUAGUCAACAAGCAAACUACAUCGGCAAGCUCGGAGUAAACCUUGAAGCUCUGGAUCGAUCAUCGCAAGAACUGAUCGCUUUAAAGAAUGAUCUCGUGAGAAGGGUUGAGGUUUCCGAGCUUCAGACAUCCAUGAUGCGCUUGGACCAGGUACAACUGUGGAUUAAAAAGGCGGAAACUCUUGAGACACGAGUCAGAGAAGUUAAAAAUUGUGCAGAUCGAGAAAUUCAGAAAUCAUGUAGCGGAGUUUACUGCUCCAAGAACUACUUUCCCAGCUACAAGUACGGAAAAAAAGUGUUUAAAAUGUUGGUGGAAGUGGAUGCCUUGAAAAGCAAGGGAAGCUUUGAAGAGGUGGUAACAGAAAGCUUACCGGUAGGUGUAGUCUAUGAAAUGCCUACUGAACCAACAGUGGGGAUGGAGUCGAUGUUUGAACAGGUCUGGAGACAUGUUGAAGAUGAACAGGUGGGAACAAUCGGGUUAUAUGGAAUGGGAGGGGUGGGCAAGACCACCCUCCUUACCAAAAUCCAUAACGAUUUGGCCUUUAGUACUUCUUACCAUUUUGAUCUUGUGCUUUGGAUCGUGGUCUCAAAAGACCACAAACUUGAAAUCCUCCAAGAUAAGAUUGGUGAAAAGCUUGGGAUUGUUAAUGACAAAUGGAAGCACAAAGAGCCGCAUGAAAAAGCUCAACACAUCUUCAAGUUCUUGAGUGAGAAGAUAUUUGUGCUAUUGUUGGAUGAUUUAUGGGAGCCGAUUGAAAUGAUUAAAGUUGGGAUUCCUAAUCCAGCGAUUCCUGAUACAGCUGACAAUAAGAAGUCGAAGAAGUCGAAGAUAAUAUUCACGACUCGCUUGGAGCAUAUAUGUAGUUGUAUGGAUGCUCAAAUAAAGAUUAAAGUCAGGUGUCUAAUGCCGAACCAAGCAUGGACCUUGUUUCAGGAGAAGGUGGGCAAAGAAACUCUUCAAAGUCAUCCAGAUAUCCCCGCACUUGCGCAAGUCGUGGCAAAUGAGUGUGACGGUUUGCCACUUGCAUCGAUUACAGUUGGUCAAGCCAUGACGUGCAAGAAAACACCCCACGAAUGGAAUCAUGCAAUUCGGGUUCUAAAGGAAUCUGCCUCAGAGUUUUCCACUAUGGGAGACAAGGUAUUUCCUCUUUUAAAAUUUAGUUACGAUAAUCUGCCCAGUGAGACAAUCAAAUCAUGCUUCUUAUAUUGUGCUCUAUUUCCGGAAGAUUUCCGGAUGAGUAAAGAUGAUUUAUUAUAUUUUUGGAUGUGUGAGGACAUGUUUGAAGAGUAUGUUAACGUAGAUGUAGCGAAAAAUGAGACUUACCAUAUCAUAGGAACGCUCCUUUCUGCAUGUUUGUUGGAAGAAGAAGGAAAUUUUGUAAAAAUGCAUGACGUAAUUCGUGACAUGGCAUUGUGGUUAGCUUGUGACUGCGGGAAAGAAAACGAGAGUAUCCUCGUGCAUGCAGGUCUCCAGGGAACACCACAUGUGAAGAAAUGGAAGAACGCUAAAAGGGUAUCAUUGGUUGGUAGUCAUUUUAAAAGCCUAGUUGAAACACCAAAAUCUCCAAAUCUGUUGACCUUAUUUCUUAGAGGUGGAAAAGGUCCUUUGAAUAUGAUUGCUGAUGGCUUUUUCGAUCAUAUGCCUACUCUGCGAGUUCUGGAUUUGUCUGAAAAUCUGAACAUAACCAAAUUGCCAUCUGGCAUUUCCAACCUGAUUUCGUUACAACACCUAAAUUUGUCAAGAACUGGUGUAAGAGAGCUGCCAAUUGAAUUAAAGGCUUGUGUGAGGCUAAAAUAUUUGGAUUUGGAGCAUACGGAUCAGCUUGAUUUUGUACCACAAAAUAUAAUAUCAAGUUUUCCAAUGCUAAAAGUUUUGAGGAUGCUAGCAUGUAGUUCGUCAGAUAGAAUUCUUGUUGACGGUGAAGGAGCCCUGAUGGAGGAAAUGCAGGAUUUGGAAUACCUUGACGUUUUGACUUUGAGCGUACGGAGUAGCUCUUUUUUGCAAAAACUGAUCGGAUUCUACAAAUUGGUGACCCGCAUUCGGACUCUACAGCUCUCGGAUGGCAAGAACGAAGCAAGCUUUCUAGACAUAUCGUCUUUGGUGGAUAUGAAACAUCUUGAUACCCUUUAUAUUCGGGAUACUCCUAAUUGGAAACAAUUGGAAGUUGAUUGGGCAGGACGAGCACCUAACGAUCCCUGGGAUUUAAUGAUGAUAAAACAAAAUUGCUUCCUUUGCCUUCAGUUCAUAGAAGUAUCACGAUGCCCAAAUCUCACGGACAUGACUUGGCUCAUUUUUGCUCCGAAUCUCAGCCAUUUACGUGUAGAUGCCUGCAAUGAUAUUGAGAAAAUAAUCGAUUUGGAAAGACUGGGUGGAGUUGGAAAUGUGGUACAAGAACUGAACCCUUUUGGAAAACUUACCAUUCUGAUUUUGAGUAUGCUUCCACGGCUGAGUAGCAUACAUGAUAGUCCCCUGCCCUUUCCAUACCUGAAAGAAAUCAAGGUAGUUGCAUGUCCAGUGCUGAGAAAGCUUCCACUCAACUCCGCAAGUGCUGAGGGGAGCAAUAUUGUAAUCAGAGGACAUGAAGCAUGGUGGUCUUUCUUAGAGUGGGAGGACGAAGAUGCUCAAAAUGUUUUUCUUCCCUGCUUCAGACAUGGUUAA